UCAUGUAUGCAUCCGUUCCGCAAGAUCAUUUUAAUACAUGGGUUAAAAAAUUGAAGUAGAUCCAAAUCCUAAGUGGACCAUACUACAUGAAACAGUGGCAAAUGACCAUUAAAAUUUUAUGGGUGGUCCACUACUUUAGAUGAAGCUGAUAUUUGUGUUUUCCUUUGGUAGAGGUCUAUGGGACCUUGUUAGGUUGGAUGGCAAAUAAACAAGGUCGACCCUAUAUGAAGUUGUUAAUGGUCAGCGUUCAAUGUUCACUGUUACUGUGGUGUGGUCCACUUGAGAUUUGGAUUUGCUUUAUUUGUGGGCCAUACACUAAAAUAGAUGGAAAACGGAUGGACGGCGGCAUAUACAACACACACAUCGAGGUGGGCCCCACGGUCACGACCUGACUGAAUCCGUGCGCAGUCUAGUCGGCUCCACCUAAGGCAUGGCGCUGAUCUCGCACACGUGUGUGACACGACUCACCUCUUCGAUCUCUCUGCCCAUUCUCUCCCACCAAUCCCAUAAACCCUAAAAAAAAUAAGUCUCUGCUUCUCUUUCUGUCUCUGCUCGUGAAAUCGCUGCUCGGUCUGCAUUUUCGAGAGAGAGAGAGAGAGAGAGAGAGAGAGAGAGAGGAGAUGGAGAGAUUCAAGCAAGGUCUGCGGUCGCUGGCGGAGGAAGGAGGUUCGAACAGCAGCUCUUUCAGAGGCUCUGAGUUCUCAUCUGGUCAGACUCAGGUCGUCGUUCGCAGAGCUCACGGGCAAGUGGUUUCACUGUGGACUUGUUCGAAGGUGUGCGCCAUCAGCUUCGCUGUUGGUGUUGUUGUGGGCUUCACGCUAAAGCGACGUCUCAGGCGAUGGGCCACCAAACUGCUCAAACGAUGGAAGGAUGAUUGAAAUCCAGCCUCCUACUGAUGUCAUCAAUCGUCUCAUCAUGGUUGUCCGUCGGCAAGUCAUUCAUCUCCCUUAAUCAAGCUACCACUGUAAUCUUUUUCUUCGGCUGGCCUUCACUCUACCCAAUAGAGCUCUUCCAAAUGUGUGUGCAUUGGGGGAGCUUUUGGGCUACGUUGGCAUUUUGGACGGAUUCUUUUGUUGUUAUGCUUUUGCAGUUGACAAGGACAGCCAUAUACUAGAAUUCUCAAAUUGAUAAUGUGGGCCAUCACUCUACCCAAUGGAGCUCUUCCCAAUUUGUGGAGCUUUUGGGCUACCAUGGCUUUUCAGAUGGAUCGACACACCGAAUCUUUUGUUGUUAUGCUUUUGCGGUUGACAAGGACAGCCAUAUACUUGGAUUCUCAAAUUGAUAAUGAGAUUUGCGGUAAAGGAACAUAACCUUUCUUUUUUUCUUUCAUGGGAAAGCAUUGUAACUACUAUUAUUUCAAGUUGUUUGUGGCCCA
Molecule: messenger RNA, 1375 nt
Organism: Magnolia sinica
Lineage: Eukaryota; Viridiplantae; Streptophyta; Magnoliopsida; Magnoliales; Magnoliaceae
Exons: 2
Coding region: 621-878 (85 amino acids)
Source: RefSeq, a predicted model, not a curated record